Molecule: messenger RNA, 1386 nt
Organism: Juglans microcarpa x Juglans regia
Lineage: Eukaryota; Viridiplantae; Streptophyta; Magnoliopsida; Fagales; Juglandaceae
Product: 2-alkenal reductase (NADP(+)-dependent)-like
Exons: 6
Coding region: 161-1213 (350 amino acids)
Molecular function (GO): 2-alkenal reductase [NAD(P)H] activity
Source: RefSeq, a predicted model, not a curated record
UGUCCAUCAUCCUCCGGUAACUGUGGUGGAAAUUAAUUAAAGUUUGGCUACUGACUUCUCUCCCGUACGACGUUAGAUCACCCACCCAACGAUAAAACACACAAAUUAACACAGAAGACAAGAUAAGAUCAAGAGCCGCUCAAAGAAGGGAGAGAGAAGAAUGGCUACUACUGUGGUAGAGAGCAAAGAAUGGUACAUGGCAGCCUAUGCACCAGAAGGAGUUCCGACCUCCGAUCAUCUCAAACUCCGGUCUGUCACUCUCUCACUUGCCGGAGAUUCCAUACCAGAUGGUCAUGCCAUUGUCCAGACCCUCUUCAUCUCCGUAGAUCCCUACCAGCGAACUAGAAUGACCGGCAUGCAAGACGGGCUUUACUUCUCCCAGUUCAACCUCGACGAGGUAAUCACUGCAUUUUCAAUUGGAAGGGUAAUUCGGUCGAAAGGCAAUAAUUACAAAGAGGGUGAUAUUGUCCUUAAUCCGUUCUCUCCGAUUGCCGACUAUUGUGUGGUACCCUCCGAGUCGUUAAUACGAAAGAUUGAUCCAACAUCUGGGGUUCCACUGCCAGAUUAUCUCAGUUCUCUAGGGGUACCGGGAUUUGCAGCAUGGGUGGGGAUAGAAGUGUUGGGAGAGCCAAAGGCAGGGUCGAAUGUGUUUGUUUCAGCUGCGGCUGGAGCGGUCGGAAUGUAUGCCGGACAAUUGGCUAAGCUCAAAGGUUGCAGGGUUGUCGGCAGCACCGGGUCAGAUGAGAAGGUAAAGCUCAUAAAGGAUGAUUUUGGGUAUGACGAUGCAUUCAACUACAAGAAGGAAACUGAUUUAGAUGCUGCUUUAAGCAAGUACUUCCCUGAUGGCAUCGAUAUAUAUUUUGACAAUGUUGGUGGCGAAAUGCUUGAGGCUGUCCUCAAUCACGUUAACAAGCAUGCACGGAUCCCAAUCUGCGGAAUGAUAUCUCAAUAUAAGAAGAAAUGGACAGACAGAGAUGGGGUAAGAAAUCUCCUGAAUAUGGUAGGUAAAGAGAUAAGGAUGGAAGGGUUUUUGGUGGGUUCAUAUUUGGAUCGUUUCGGGGAUUUUGCAAAGGAAAUGGAGAGCUACAUAAAAGAGGGCAAGAUUAGUUCCAAGUACACAAUCUACCAUGGAAUCGAGAGCUACUUGCAGAGCUUAGGCUCCCUCUUCACAAGCACUAAUAUUGGGAAAGUUGUGAUUGAAUUCAAAUCAUAAUCUGAAGAUUAUAAACUCUAUGCUUCUGGUUCGUGUAGUUAAAUAAAUGCUGGCAUUAUGUGCUUUAUGAGCUCUUCAUAUUCUAAUUGGAAUGAUACUGCCUUGUGAUCUAAUUUUGUUGCUUCUGCUUGUGGGAAGAAUUGAUGUUUAUGAAAGAAUCAAUUACUUUGUGU